AUGGUUCGGUCCACCCUGAUUGUCCGAGCUUCCGACGCCCUACCUCUGGCAGCAAGUGUUGACGACGAACAGACAGAGCAAACACUUCAGGAACACAAGCAGCAAGCGAAGCUCGUUUUCCGGCGCAUUACGCCCAAUGCGGAACCACGGUGCUCAAUCGAAAGCGGGCCAUAUACGCUUCACUACCUCAUUGCGGAUGGCGUUGUUUACCUUGUAAUUGCGGACAAGUCAUACCCGAGAAAGCUCGCGUUUUCAUACCUUGACGAGCUAUCAAAGGAAUUUCUGACAUCAUACGGUGCGAAAGUGGAGACUGUAAGGAAACCGUACGCGUUUGUUAGUUUUGAUACGUUUAUGGGCAAGACCGCUCGACUAUACCAGGAUACGCGGACUGCAAACGCCGCAGGCAGCUCACAUGUGGACAAGCUGAAUGACGAAUUGCAAGAUGUGACGCGUAUCAUGACCAAGAAUAUGGAGGAGCUACUGUGGCGAGGAGAUUCUCUUGAUAGUGCGUUUGCAUGUUUCCGUCGGGAUGCCUUGUCGCUGUAG
This is a messenger RNA of Fibroporia radiculosa, 546 nucleotides long. RefSeq lists its product as uncharacterized. Lineage: Eukaryota; Fungi; Basidiomycota; Agaricomycetes; Polyporales; Fibroporiaceae. Bases 1 to 546 code for a protein of 181 amino acids. Gene Ontology annotation, biological process: endoplasmic reticulum to Golgi vesicle-mediated transport; retrograde vesicle-mediated transport, Golgi to endoplasmic reticulum; vesicle fusion with Golgi apparatus. The transcript is spliced from 4 exons. Gene Ontology annotation, cellular component: Golgi membrane; SNARE complex; ER to Golgi transport vesicle membrane. The record is from RefSeq and is a predicted model, not a curated record. Gene Ontology annotation, molecular function: SNAP receptor activity.